Molecule: messenger RNA, 885 nt
Organism: Gastrolobium bilobum
Lineage: Eukaryota; Viridiplantae; Streptophyta; Magnoliopsida; Fabales; Fabaceae
Product: photosystem I reaction center subunit II, chloroplastic-like
Exons: 1
Coding region: 83-721 (212 amino acids)
Biological process (GO): photosynthesis
Cellular component (GO): photosystem I; photosystem I reaction center
Source: RefSeq, a predicted model, not a curated record
UUUUGUAUCUUAUUGAUAUCUCACAAGCCUUACAUAACACACUUCCCUCACACAAUCUCUCAGCCUUUGAAUCCAAUUCUCCAUGGCCAUGGCAACCCAAGCCUCCCUCUUGACCCCACCUCUCUCUGGUCCCAAAACCAGUGACCGUGUCUCUGUGCCAUGGAAACAAUCAUCCACCUUGUCCUUCACCAGCCCCAAGCCCCUAAAGUUCACAACUUCACCAAGAACAAUCAGAGCAGCUGCUGCUGAUGAGAAAGUAGAGGCACCAACAAAGGAAGAGGCACCGGUUGGGUUCACCCCACCUGAAUUGGACCCAAACACUCCCUCCCCAAUCUUUGGUGGCAGCACUGGAGGGUUGUUGCGCAAGGCCCAGGUGGAGGAAUUCUAUGUUAUCACAUGGGACUCUCCUAAAGAACAGAUCUUUGAAAUGCCCACUGGUGGAGCAGCCAUCAUGAGGCAGGGUCCCAACCUUCUCAAGUUGGCUAGGAAAGAACAGUGCUUGGCUCUUGGGACUAGGCUGAGGUCUAAGUACAAGAUCAAGUACCAGUUCUACAGGGUGUUCCCUAAUGGGGAAGUCCAAUAUCUGCACCCUAAGGAUGGUGUGUACCCUGAGAAGGUGAACCCGGGUCGCCAAGGGGUUGGCCUCAACUCCAGGUCUAUUGGUAAGAAUAUAAGUCCAAUUGAGGUCAAGUUCACCGGCAAGCAAGUUUAUGAUUUGUAAGCUAUGGGAUGCUUAAUUGGGGUAUAUUCUGAUGUAUUUAUAAUCAAGUUUAUGUGAGAAAUGUUAAAACUCUGUACCUUUAUUUUUACGGUUAUUUCCUUUUUUUUAUUUCAUGAUUAUUGUGUCAACAGCAUGUUAUGGAAUAUUAUUUUUCUUUAGCUUGA